Cooperia oncophora is the source of this 567-nucleotide messenger RNA. The record is from the annotation of a GenBank genome assembly. NCBI's taxonomy places the organism in Eukaryota, Metazoa, Nematoda, Chromadorea, Rhabditida, Trichostrongylidae.
UUGACUCCAAUUGUAUUUGUUCAGUUCUCCAUUGAAGCGGCAUCACGAAAGAAUGCCAUCGUUGUGAUCAAUAGGAUUGACGUAACCGGCAACGUGUGCAGACUCAAAACGGCCGACCAACUGGUUUGCGAUAAGCUGUUGUGUACAUUUAAUGGAAAUCUGUGCAAAUAUGACUCACCUCUGCAAAAAAGCAGUGAUAUCCCGUUAGUCGCCGGCCCAGAAGGAGCGACAGCCACACUGGCUAUAGGUUCUCAUCGAGCGAUUCUACGGAGUGCUCGAUUCGAUUUACCGUCUCCAGUUAUGCUAAACAUCACAAUCACACAGGCUACUUACGGAUCACGUGUGCUUCUCUGCCCAGACAUCACCAGUGAAACCGAAUCCUGUCACGAACUUCUUGGUCCACGUGUGGAACAGGUCAUGAAAAGAACGGUGAUGUUCGCCCUGGAUGGUGCGGCCCACCGCUUUGCCGUCGUACUCUACCACGACAUGGCCGAACAGUUUGGUCCAGCUCAAUUUACCAUUCAUUCUAUAGACGUAACGACAAAUGUCAAUGAGAAACUGUGCUGA